CCCUGACUCCGGGACAAAGGUGAAACCCUGCGUCUAUUCCCGGACACGUUUUGACUCGAACCAGCCUGGAGGAGCCUGGAGAGCUUCUCCCAUCAUGUCGCUGACCCAGGAGUCCGUCCUGGCCCUGCUGGUGUCGGAGGGAGGCCGGGUGAAGAAGUCAGAGCUGGUGAGGAAGUUUAAAGGCUCCAUGGACUGCGUGGAUCCCGACCAGAAGGAGCGGAACAAGGAGCUGUUCAAGAGCUUCGUCAACAACGUCGCCGUCGUCCGAGAAAUCGACGGCGUCCGCUAUGUUGUCGUCAAGAAGGUGUACCAGCAUUUACUGGAGGGAGAUCCGACCGGGAGCAGCUGCGAGGAGGAGCCGGGGAGCGAAGGGCCUGCCCGGGCAGGUGAGCAGCAGCGCCCACCUGUGCGGGACCAGGGCUCUGCGGGUCCGGGAGGAGAAGACGAGCCAGAUGGUCCUGACCUGGAUCAGGCGAGUGAAAGUAGAGACAACCCAACCGAGUCACUGAGUCCCAUACAGCUGGCUCUGCGGAGGACCAGGUCCACGGACGUCAGGGUCAAAAAGAUGCUGAGUUUUGAGGUCCAGAGCCAGGGCACCAGUGGAGAUGGUUGCUUCCCAAGGGCUGAAGCAACAAAGUCCCAAACCAUCCAGAGCAAACCCUUCGCCUUGCCUCUGAGAGUGCCCCCCAGCGCCACUAGGGUGGAGGUCCACAAGCUGAAGGUGGACCCUGAUGACCCUCCUGAAAGUCCAACACCAGAUGCCCACGGGUACAAGAGAGGACCCCCCUCAGUGGAGGACAGGACGGGGGGCAGCGUGGGCUCACCCCAGCUCAGGAGGCCGGUGAAGAGCACCAAGGCGUCAGAGGAGCAGAAGGAGAACCGGGUUCCCUCCCUGGUUCCCCUGGAGCAGGCGGAGCACGAGUGGCUGGUCAAGUGUGCCGCCGGCCACUGGAGCCAGGCGUACGGCCUCCUGCUGAGAGACAGCCAGCUGGCCGAGAAGAGGGACUUCAUGUCGGGGUUCACCGGCCUCCACUGGGCCGCCAAGUGUGGAAACAGCGACAUGCUCACCAAGAUCGUGGACCUGUCCAGGCAGGGGGGAGUGGAGGUGGACAUUAACGCCAGGACACACGGCGGCUACACUCCUCUGCACAUUGCCGCCUUGCACGACCAGGAGUACAUCAUUGCCACGCUGGUCGGGGAGCACCACGCCGACGUGAGGGUCAGGGACAACUGCGGGAAGAGGGCCUACCACUACCUGCACAAGGGGGUGUCCAAGAGUGUGAGGGAGAUGCUGAGUGAACCCAAGGUCCAGCCGGCUCCGGACAGGGUCCCGCCCGAGAGAGAAGAGCCCGAGCUGCUCCCAGAUCUCCCCAAGGGUCUGCACUCAAUAAGCCGUCUCUUCCAGCCGCAUGGGUCGGGCCUCAAGAAGAAGCCCAAGCAAAGGUCAGCGCUCUACUCCCUGAGCGACGACCCCGGCGAGGAGAGAGAGGACAGCGGUGUCAGACCGAGAGAAGCUUUGAUCUGAAGGAAGAACUCCCUCUUGUCUCACUUGAAAGACUUAUAUUGACAUUUUGCUGAUUUUUGGGCCUUCUCUCACACACAAAAACUGAAAAAUACUUAGAAAUAAUAAUGAUUUGAAGUAUUAAUUCUAUCAGGUAUCGACUUCUGGAGAUAAUUCAUUACCGGGAUUGAUCAGAUUUUAGAUUCUUACUCUAGGUUUCCUAUGAGAGGUGAAUAUAAAGGUUUCGGUUUCGAACUGUGAAUCAGACAUGACUCAUCUGUGGUCUCCUGGUCUUAUCAGUCUUUUAGUCUUUAUUAUGAUUUUAUUUUAUAUUAUAGCGUUUCAGUUCAGGCAACAAGAAACUGCACCAAUUUUGUAUUUAUUGCAAUCAUUCAGGAAUUUUAACUAGAUUUUUAAAUGGCUGUUCUCAAAGAAUAAUUUCUCAAUCUUUUUUUUGUCGUAAAAAGAAAUGAAUCUACAACAAAGACAGUUUGUUACUGAUUGAACUUGUUCCCCUGUGUUUUCGUCUCUGAGUCAGAACUGAACCGAGAACAGAGAUGGUCAGACUCUCGGUUUCCAGAUGCAAAAAAUAAAAAAGGAAGGGGGGAAUCAAACCUGUAGAA
Molecule: messenger RNA, 2124 nt
Organism: Limanda limanda (common dab)
Lineage: Eukaryota; Metazoa; Chordata; Actinopteri; Pleuronectiformes; Pleuronectidae
Product: ankyrin repeat domain-containing protein SOWAHA-like
Exons: 1
Coding region: 95-1525 (476 amino acids)
Molecular function (GO): protein binding
Source: RefSeq, a predicted model, not a curated record